This is a messenger RNA of Brienomyrus brachyistius, 7094 nucleotides long. Its product is annotated as WSC domain-containing protein 2-like. Gene Ontology annotation, molecular function: sulfotransferase activity. The coding region runs from base 1121 to 2800 and encodes 559 amino acids. Lineage: Eukaryota; Metazoa; Chordata; Actinopteri; Osteoglossiformes; Mormyridae. The record is from RefSeq and is a predicted model, not a curated record. The transcript has 9 exons.
AAUGGACCGCCGAUUCCCACGCUGUCUCUUUAAAUACUGUAGGCAGCGGUGUAGGCAAACGUGUAGCUGACCGUGCGCCGAUUUCCCCCGUCUCGGCGGUCAAGGCGCUCCGUGCUGAUCGCGGGGCUCUGUGACAGGCGGUGUGACAGGGGAGGGAUCGCUUUGCGCCGCGGCCAGCGACAUCACCGCUGACAGCUGCAUUUGACCCGCCUCGGAUCGUGGGCGCACCAGAUCCUCUGCGUACUAAGAUCGCAGCUGCCAGCCCUCCUGAAAUGAUUUCGCCUACUGUGGGUUUUUGAUGAACGCGUUUGGCCCGUGCUGAUGUAGCCGGCGGGGUUUCCGCAGUAUCCCGUUGGUCCACGGAGCCGGACCUGGAAGAAAGUGCCGAGUGGAAAUAUUCGGCGAUCUCCGCGCGGGCAAGAGCGCUGCAUCGCGUCUCGGACACGGGGAUCGCAAAGUCCUAACGCCAGUCUGUGGCAGCAAUGUGAUGUGGACAAUUAAUAGUGAUGCGUCUCGUUCGCAAACCACGAGGAAAUUGCACUAGCCGUGUUUGAUGGCUGCCGCUGACAUUAGUUAAAAUUCCCUAGGUUGGAGGAGCGGCCGGACCGAGGUUUAACGGAUACGGUCCGUCCUGGAGGAGCCCCCUCGACUCUUGCGAAAGGUGGUGAAGAAGCCCUCUAGAUCCAGGGCUGGGCAGGGGGGGCCCAUCCUUUUGCCCAGCCAGUUGUGGGACAUCAUGCCACUUAAAGCCCACAGCAGUCUACCGGUCCUGGGACAGGAGCAGGGUCAAGCCGGCAGCUAUCAGCCCAUCGAGGGACACCCAUCGUUCACACUAUGAGGGCGUCUGUGGCUCUCUUAGGAGGCUAGAAAUUUUCAGCCAAUUAGAAAACGGACCAUGCCAGCCAGUGCCGACCACGGAAAAUUUGGAACGUCCAUUUUUUUUUUGAUGCUUUCUGAAAGCUGUGGCUUCCCGUGAGAUUCCAGCUGUCCCCUAAGGUUCCUCCUCCCCUCUGGGUGGCGCUGCUGUGUCUCGUGCUACCUGGUGGUUUGGAGCACAGGCUCAGCCCCGGAGGUCAGCAGGCGCUGGCUUCACCAUAUCUGGGCGGCGCGGUGGCGAGGGAUGGCGCGCACCCUACUGAGGCUCCGCCGCUAUGUCCGCCGCAGACCUCUGCGCUUCCUCUCCUUCGUCCUCCUCUACCUCACGGCUGGCGGCAGCCUGGUCUUCCUGCGUGCCGGAGAGACAGCCUCGGGUGCUCAGGGGUCCGGGCCGGAGGUGGGCCGGGGGGGCCCAGAGGGUCGGGGCCUUGGGCUGAUCAGUAGGGUCUUCAGAGAGGGCCGCCAGCCCCCGCGAAGGUACAACCCACCCUGGCUGAAACAGGACUCCCAGGAUCUGUCCGUGAGGGGAGGGCGAGAUGGAGACCACACUGGGGGGUGGAGCCGUGCCCUAAAGGGGCGGAGCAUGAAAGACUCAGAGGAGGGGCGAGCAACGUACCUUGGCUGCUAUGCCGACAACACCCACAAGAGGGCGCUCCGUGGGGCAUCCUUCUUUGACUACAAGAAAAUGACGGUCUUCCGUUGCCAGGACAACUGCGCCGAGAGGGGCUACCUGUAUGCGGGACUGGAGUUCGGCGCUGAGUGUUACUGCGGCCACAAGAUCCAGGCGGUCAAUGCUUCAGAGGGCGACUGCAACAUGGAAUGCAAAGGCGAGAGGGGAAAGAACUGCGGGGGAGCCAACCGGCUCUCCAUCUACCGGCUGGAGCUGAGCCAGGACUCGGCCCGCCGCUACGGGAGCGCCGUCUUCAAAGGCUGCUUCAAGAAACCUGAAAACGUGACCCUGGCCCUCCCCAUCGCGGCGGCAAUCCUCAACAUGUCUGUCGACAAGUGCGUGGACCUCUGCACAGAGAAGGAGUUCCCGCUGGCCAUCCUGGCAGGGCCGCUCUGCAGAUGCGGCUUCCCCACGGCGCAGUUCUCGCUGCACGAGCGGGAGGACGAGGAGAUGUGCCAGCGGUGUUGCCCCGGCGAUGAGGCAGAGAAUUGCGGCACGGAUGACUACUUCCUGGUGUACCAGACGCAGGUGCAGGACAAACGCUGCAUGGAUCGCCACUUCCUGUUGUCACGGACGAAGCGCCUGACAGCACUGGCCAGCUUUCCUGGGGCGGGGAACACGUGGGCACGCCAUCUGAUCGAGCUGGCCACGGGCAUCUAUACGGGCAGCUACUACUUUGACGGCUCGCUCUAUAACAAAGGCUUCAAAGGAGAGCGGGACCACUGGAGGAGCGCCAGGACCAUCUGCAUCAAGACACACGAGAGUGGCAGGAAGGAGAUCGAGGCCUUCGACGCUGCCGUCCUGAUCAUCCGCAACCCCUACAAGGCCUUGAUGGCGGAGUUCAACCGCAAGUACGGCGGCCAUGUUGGAUUCGCCUCACAGACCCACUGGAAAGGGAAAGACUGGCCAGAAUUUGUGAGGAACUACGCCCCCUGGUGGGCAUCCCACACCCUGGACUGGCUGCGCUACGGGAAGAACGUGCACGUAGUCCACUUCGAAGACCUGAAGAGGGAGCUGUUCGGCCAGCUGAAGAAAAUGGUGGUCUUCCUGGACCAAGGGGUGUCUGAAGACCGCCUGCUGUGCGUGGAGGGUCAAAAAGACGGCAACUUCAAGCGCUCCGGCCUUCGCAAGCUGGAGUACGACCCGUACAGCCCCGAGAUGCGGGCCACCAUCGACGACCUCAUAAGGGUGGUGGACAAGGCCCUGAGGGAGAGGAGACUGCCAGGGGUUCCAGAGGAAUACAGUCCAAGAUAAUGGUCAUGAGUCCCAGCCAUUUUCUCUCUGCACAUCUCCAUCCUUAAUUAGUUUCGGUUUAAAAACAAUGUAAACUAGUCUGAAAAUGCAGAGGCACUCAGAGGAAGCCUGUUUCGUGGAUGGACCUGUUCUGAUGGGGGAGUGGGGGGGGCCGGUGGGGAGAUUGUAAAACUAUUACAUGGAUUUCAUGCAUCGGUCAUAGCUGACAAUCACGGGUCUCGCUUCCACACAUGUGUGUCCGCUGGGUUUCGCCUUGACGACAGGAAAACCAGUAGCUGGUGUAUUUAUAGUCAGAUCCUAUUAAUUCCCAUUCGUUUUUUCCCCCCGGAAUUUUAACAAAGAAGGUUGUGCUGCUAUUCCUAAACCCUAAAACGAAAAAGUCUCCUUUUAUAGACUUUAAAUAUACAAAUAUCAAAUAAUAGUGUUAUUUUUGAGAUGAAGACAAAAAACAAAAAAAUAGAAACUGGCAUUUUUUUAUAGUCUGCGGGACCGCUGCAUGUGAUGUGUAUAGAAGUGAGAUUUUUUUUGGGAGGGGGGGGGGAAUGGGGUUUUGACAAAAAUAUAAAUAUAUUUUUCAAAAAUCCAUCUCUGACGAUAUAAACACUUUUAUUUGUUUGAAAAGCUAAAGGACAAGUGUGGAAUGUAGAAGCGAACAAGACAGAUUGACAGUUUAGAAGAAUGUAUGAGACCUGUGGCUAAAUCCUGGCCGAGCGACGUUGUUAAGCCCAGAGACAUUCCGGGACAGUAUAAGACCACGUUAGCAGUAAUGACCUGGGCUGAGUUUCCCAAAGCUUUCUUAACUCUGUCUUUUAACAUAGAACUUACGAAUGACAUAGAGUUAAGGCUUCGGGAAACUCACCCCUGUUCUCUCUCCUAUAUCCUCAGCCAUUUGCUUAUACAGUAGUAACUCACAGUAACUCAAUAACCAAAUAAAUCACAGUGCAAUCAGUCUAGGUGACACUGCAAACGUGGUAACCAAACCAAAACUAACACACACAGCACUUUCAUAAUGGCGUAACGGAAUUCCUGGCCAUCUGUCGUACCCACUAAUAACUACUAAUAAUUUUGCCUUUUAGCUGAGGUGAAAUUUACUUUGCACUUUGAGCAUCUACCUAAUCAUCCAACUUUUGGGAGUCUGUUAGCAAUCUUUUUCUGAUCCUGUGUUCGACAAGCACGCCACUUUUCAGAAAUGGUACUUUAGAGGUAUGCAUUUUUGCAUUGCAUGUGAUUUAAAGUUAGUCUGUCUAUCUGACACAGAGCUAUCAGUCUCCUAGAUUAUUUCUGCCAAGGCUGAUUCUUGAUUCUGGUUAAAUCAGACCGGAUAUCUGCCUUUGAAGGCUCCAUAACAACAUUUCCCACGGGUAUUCUGGGUAACGAACUGCUCACUUACUUCAUCAUAGGGGAAAUUUCUUAACACACAGCAAAAACUCCUUUGUCGUAGAGCAUACAAUGCUGAACGCUAAAGUAUUACUAACAUAAUGUAUGACAAUAAACAAAUGAGGGUGCCUGCAGACACCAAGCUCGAUAAACGUAGAUACACAAAAAUAUGUAUAUCUGUAUUUUUUGAGGAACCAAAUUCUAUUUUCCCAAUUUUUUGAGGAAGCUAAACCCUAAUAGCUAUUAAUGCAGGUCAUCAGUCGUUGAACCUAAAAAUAUUUAUAAGCAUUUAUAUCUAUUAGCGACUGAAUGAUUUAUUAUUCUUUAGAAAUACUGACAUUCUUUACAUGCACAAAUUAUUCUUCUUGAGUGUCAUUUCUGUCCUGACUAGCACCUUAGACAAAGCCAUCUGUAAACUCACUGGAUCCUCACUGAAUUCCUACGAUUGGCUGGAAACGUGAAAAAGGCCCAAUAAGCCUGAGGAUGGGACCUUACUGGAUGCUUUGGUGGCCUGAUAACCUGCCCCUUACAUCUCCCCAGAAAUCCUCUUCCAAGAAUAUUAUACUACGAUUCUCCCAAGCAGCCUGAUUUGUUACCCCAUAAAAUAAUUAAUAUUAAUUCAUUCAUCACCUUGGUUAUGUUUUCCCUACUUAUUCGGUGUUUCUCAUAUAAAUAACCCUUCAAAUUACUUAUAUCAUUAUUAAAUAAUUGACAGUCUUUAUUUUUCUCAUUCAGUCUUUCCUACUUUUAUCCAAAACUUUAACAGACAUACAGAUAACCCCACUACCUUUAAUUAAAUGAAUUGUAACAGAUACCAUCUGUAAACAAACUAAAUGAUAUUGAAUCUGGAGAAUAUAAAUAAUUAAAAAUGAAAUGACUCUGGUGUGCUGGCCCAAUAUGAGAUCCUGAUAUGAUCGUGUGCCCAGAUGCACAGCACGCCAGUAUUAAUCAAAUGUUUCGAACAGCUUAUGUUGAUUUGUUUGGCAUAGACCUGAUUGCUCAUUAAAGAUUUUCCUGCUAUUAAUUAUUAUAUUGUAAAGAUAAGGAUGUUUCUUAAUACGCUUAGUGUUCGCAGAACGCAGUUGGAAAAACACAGCUGAAAUAUAUCAAGCCAUAAAUACAUCCUUAUUUCCCCAACUGGCGAGCUCAACAUGUUCCGGAAAGUAGCAGCACUGGGUGUCACCAGAAAAUUCUGCGGAUGGUCGUGCUGCUUCUGUCAGCGCGCCCAGCCAGAGGCUUAGCGGCGCCGGCUGACUUGCGAGGCUGCCCUCGUGCAGAAAGUGCGACAAGGUGCAAAAGCCACACGCUCCGCAGUAUGAGCUGCAUAAAUUGGACAGGUUGCGAUGCAAGCAUGUGGGAAAACAGCAAUGGUGUUUUCCUAGUAAUACAGAUGCUUCUCUUACGAAUGAGACGCGUUCCGAACGGCCGUUCGUAACUUGAAAUGAUCGUAAGUCGUUAUUCAACGUCAUUUUAAGGCUAUACGCACGUAUUAAGAACUAGGACGCUGGGAGUACGCAGGAUAUGCAGAAACACAAAAUUGAUGUUGACAGUAAACGGGAGCCCAAUGAACACAAUUUGGACUUACAGUCCUCUUCGUCCGCGUGUCUGAACGUUCGUAAGUUGAAAGUUCGGAAGUAGAGCAGCGUAAGUAAUAAUAAUAAUAAUAAUAGUUAUGGUGUGGCACAGGCAGGAAAAUAUGACGAGCCACUUACAGCAGCAAGGCAAAAACAGGACAUAAAGAUGAGCAGGGGGGCGGGUCAAAAACAAACUGGGAGAAAUAAGACUAAGUUAAGGAACUGGGAAAAACCAUUGAGCAGGACUAGGAAACCAAGCAGAGUUUAUAGUGAGCACAAGCAUGAUUGACUAGGGAAAUGAACAAAGGUAGACACUUAAUUACUCAGGUAAUGAGGACUAGCAAAGGGCAAGUGGGAAUCAACAAAAACAUCAACCAGCAAGAAGACGGAGGUGAAACAAUUACAAUUAACAAAGAGCAAGAACCAUGAAAUGUAACAAACAGUGAAGUGUAACAGCACUAGGGGGAGACUAGGGACAUGAGGUUAUGCAAACAGAAAACCAGGUACGACAGGGUAAAUCAAAAGUGAGGACGAAAAGCAAAGACAAAGAUACACAAUACCAAACACAGGAAAAACCGAUAAUACUUAAAUAACAGGUGAGGCUGGCUUCAGUAACACCUGCUGGCCAAGCGGGGAAGAGAUGAAGGACAGGGACGGAUGGGUACUGACAGGGGGAGUUUCUAGCUGUUGAAAAGAUCAAGGGCUUGACCUUUUGUUUAUUUAUUUUUUUCGAAGGAAGAUUGGCAUCAGGCUAAAAUACUCGGGGCUCUAGGCUUAAAAUGCUAGGGGCUGCAGCCCAGAGUGCAGUGACCCGGACAAGUGAUAAUAAUAAUAAUAAUAAUAGCAACAAUAAUAUUCAUUAUUAUUAUUAAGAUAAUUAUUAUUAUUGUCAUUGUCGUUAUUAUUAUUAUUAUUGCUAUGCAUAAUAAUUAUAAUUAUUUAUGAAGAUUAUACUAAUACGAAUUUUAUUAGACUUUUUGGGGUUAUGAGUGAUGCCAGCAGUAAAAAUGAAAGCGGGUCGGUCUUGGAUGGAUGGAUUUUGUGGGCAGUGUACGUCGGGUUAGUCCUCCCGUCCACAAACCCUGCCAUCUGUUUCUGCAUGAAGGGAUACAUUUUUUUUUUAUUAUUCGUAAAACACAAACGUGGAUUGUAUGACAAAGGGGAUUCCCUGCGGUAUUGCACUUUCCCGGGGUACGCUCAGUCUGUACCCAUUUAAUGUCUCCUCACUUCCUGAUUUUCAGCACCACUGUGAGGUUAACAGAUCGUUUUCAUGCUCAAACUUUGUCUACAUGUAUGUCUAUAUUUUCCCAAGUAAUUCUGUAUAUAAAAUGUAUCUAACUUUU